GGUGGGGAAUGUGAGGACUGAGGAGGAGGAGGAGGACAGAUGUCUGAGACUAACUGAAGUAGAACGCAUCAGUCUUCUCACAAGACGACGGGAGCUUUUGGUUGCCGGCGUGAACCAACCAACUAGUCAGUUUGGAUAAUCGGUAGAGAUCGAGAGGAUGGAGGUAGGCUUCCUGGGGCUGGGUAUAAUGGGAAAAGCCAUAGCCAUGAAUCUUCUCCGCCAUGGCUUCAAGGUUACUGUCUGGAACAGAACCCUCUCGAAGUGCGAUGAACUUGCGGAGCAUGGUGCCUCUGUUGCACAGACCCCUGCAGCAGUAGUUACAAAGUGCAAGUAUACCUUUGCAAUGUUAUCUGAUCCCUCAGCUGCUCUUGCGGUUGUGUUUGGAAAGGAUGGCAUUGUUGAGCAUGUUUCUGGUGGAAAAGGUUACAUCGACAUGUCUACAGUCGAUGCCGCUACUUCUUCAAAGAUUAGUGAGGCGAUUACAAAAAAAGGUGGUUACUUCCUUGAAGCGCCUGUUUCAGGUAGUAAAAAGCCUGCAGAAGAUGGUCAACUAGUUAUACUUGCAGCUGGGGAGCAGGCAUUGUACGAUGAAGUGCUUCCAGCCUUUAAUGUCAUUGGAAAAAAGUCUUUCUACUUGGGCCAGGUUGGGAAUGGAGCUAAAAUGAAACUUGUUGUGAAUAUGAUAAUGGGCAGUAUGAUGAAUGCAUUCUCUGAGGGACUUGUUCUUGCUGGUAGAAGUGGACUGGAUCCUUCGGUUCUUCUUGACAUUUUGGAUCUGGGUGCAAUUGCAAAUCCAAUGUUUAGGAUGAAAGGACCCACUAUGAUCCAGGGCAGUCAUCCACCUGCAUUUCCUUUGAAACACCAGCAGAAGGACAUGAGAUUAGCUCUUUCCCUCGGGGAUGACACAUCUGUAUCAAUGCCAGUAGCUGCUGCAGCUAAUGAGGCAUUCAAGAAGGCUAGAAGCAUGGGGCUUGGGGAACUUGACUUCUCAGCUGUGUAUGAGAUCGUAAAGGCUGUUGAACCUCCUUCUCAGAUCAGCUAGAUAUUGGAUGUUUGGAGCAGCUUGUGUGAACUCUACUUUAUGAGCAGCUUGGAUAUUAUUGAUGUUAAUGAUGCAUUAUGGAUUUAUGGAUAUUAUGUACUUGAGUAGUUGUGUUCCUGAUGUAGAACCAGGUUAUUAGGAUUUUGGGAUAUUGGAUUCUUGAAUCAAACUUAUUCAUCAUGUUUUUGAUUUUGAUUUUCUUAAUUUUUAGGGGUUCUUCUUUGUAAUUA
Molecule: messenger RNA, 1272 nt
Organism: Fragaria vesca subsp. vesca
Lineage: Eukaryota; Viridiplantae; Streptophyta; Magnoliopsida; Rosales; Rosaceae
Product: glyoxylate/succinic semialdehyde reductase 1-like
Exons: 9
Coding region: 158-1042 (294 amino acids)
Cellular component (GO): cytosol
Molecular function (GO): NADP binding; 3-hydroxybutyrate dehydrogenase activity; NAD binding
Source: RefSeq, a predicted model, not a curated record